GCAGUGGCUCUGCAGCACCCCGGUCCCUCUGCACAGCCCCCGUCCUCCGGCACGGUGGCCAUGGCACCCUGGCUGCCCACCAAGGAGGAGAAGUAUGGCGUGGCCGUGUGGAACUUCCCGAGCACCAAGGAGCAUCACCUCCCGCUGCAGAUUGGGGAGACAGUGCACAUCCUGCAGGCCUCCGAGGGUUGGUACCGCGGGUACUCGCUCCGGAACAGGGCUGCCCAGGGCAUCUUCCCAGCAUCAGUGAUCCGGCUGAAGGGCGCCACGGUAGAGCACCGGGGGGUGGAGGAGAGCGUGGUGCUCGCCGAGAUGCCGAUGGUGCAGGAGAUCACUACCACGCUACGGGAGUGGGCCACCAUCUGGAAGCAGCUCUAUGUGGCUGGGCAGAUGGAGCGGUACGAGCAGGUGAAGAGGAUGAUGCAGGAGCUGAUGGAGAAGCGCUCACAGCUGCUCUCAGGGACACUGCCCAAGGACCAACUUCUGCGGCUCAGGAAGGAGGUGACCGGCAGGAUGGACUAUGGCAACAAGAUCCUAGCACUGGACCUGGUGGUGCGGGAUGAGGAUGAGAACAUUCUGGACCCCGACAGGACCAGUAUCAUCAGCCUCUUCCAGGCACACAGGAGAGCAGCACAGACCCUCACCCAGCGCAUCCAGGAGGAGAUGAGCCCACAGCCAGGAGCACCGGGUCACAGCACCCAUGGGGCAGCUUCACCCUCCCACAGCCUCUACCUGUGCGUUCGCAACUUCGUCUGCCACAUUGGGGAGGAGGCGCAGCUCUUCAUGGCACUGUACGACCCCUGCGAGCAGCGCAUCAUCAGCGAGAACUACGUGAUGCGCUGGGCCAGCACUGGGGUCCCCCAGGACAUUGAGCUGCUCAACAACCUCAAGGUCGUGUUCACGGACCUGGGCAGCACGGACCUGAAGCGGGAGCGGCUGUUCCUGGUGUGCCAGAUCAUCCGGGUGGGACGUAUGGACCUGCGGGACACCCACAGCCGCAAGCUCAGCACGGGCCUGCGCCGGCCCUUCGGCAUCUCAGUGAUGGACAUCACCGACAUCACCAAGGGGACAUGUGACAGCGACGAGGACAAGCAGCACUUCAUCCCUGUCCACCUGGUGGCUGCUGACAGUGAUUUUCUUCACAACAUGAUCCGGAAGGCAGUGGAGGGGAAGGACAUCAACCACAAGGGACAAGGGCUCUGGGUGUCCCUGAAGAUGCUGUGGGGAGACCUGAGCCAGGUGCGGAAGGACCACCCACACCUGGUGGAUCGCAGCACGGUGGUGGCUCGCAAGCUGGGCUACCCGGAGGUCAUCAUGCCAGGUGACGUCAGGAACGACAUCUACCUGACACUGGUGCAGGGUGAGUUCGACAAGGGGAACAAGAAGACGCAGAAGAACGUGGAGGUGACCGUGUGUGUCUGCGACGAGGCGGGAAGUGUGGUGCAGAAUGUGAUCCAGGCAGGCGCGGGGGACAGCCCCACCAGCCACUACCGCUCCGUCGUCUACUACCAACAGCGGCACCAGCGCUGGAUGGAGACUCUGAAGAUUGCCGUUCCCAUCGAGGAUGUCCACAGGACCCACCUGAGGUUCACCUUCCGCCAUCGCUCCUCCAGUGACUCCAAGGACCGGAGCGAGCGGAUUUUCUCCAUGGCCUUUGUGAGGCUGAUGCGCCCCGACGGCACCACAUUGCGGGAUGGGGAGCACGACCUGGUGCUCUACAAGGGUGACAGCAGGAAGCUGGAGGAUGCCAGCGCAUACCUGUCCCUGCCCUCCGAGCGGAACCUGUCGGAGUCAAAGCUCCUCUCUGGCUCCUCCUUCCGUGUGAGUGGGGCCACGUCGGGCUUAUCUGUGUCAACCCGGGACAGCUUCCAGAUCUCCACCCUCGUCUGCUCCACGAAGCUGACCCAGAAUGUGAACCUGCUGGGGCUGCUGAAGUGGCGCUCCAAGCCCAGUCUGCUCCGCGGGAACCUCCAGAAGCUGAUGAAUGUGGAUGGAGGGGAGGUCAUCAAGUUCCUCCAGGACACACUGGAUGCCCUGUUCUGCAUCAUGAUGGAGCACUCGGACACAGAUGUCUAUGACACACUUGUCUUUGAUGCCCUGGUUUUCAUCGUGGGGCUGGUGGCCGACAGAAAGUUCCAGCAUUUCAACACAGUCCUGGAGGCCUAUAUCUGCCAGCACUUCAGUGCCACGCUUGCCUACAAGAAGCUGCUCUCGGUGUUGACUCAGUACGUGGAGCAGGCAGGCCGGGGAGAGCCCUGUGAGCCCCUGCCACGCACCUUCAAGGCCUUGGAGUACAUCUUCAAGUUCAUCGUCCGCUCCCGGCACCUCUUUGCCCAGCUCUACGGGGGGAAGGAGACGGCCGAGUUCCAGCGCUCACUACAGCGAUUCUUCCUUGCCCUGAACCAGCUGAUGGAGUCCCCACUGGAGGGUCCCACACUGCUCUCCCAGGGAGCAGCCCUCAAGUACCUGCCCUCCAUUCUCGAGGAUGUGUUUGGGAUCUUUGACUCCUCUGCAUUGGGGGCCGUGCUGCGGGACUUCGUGGGGAACCUGCCACCCCAGCGCCUGCUGAGGCAGAAGCUGCAGUCCCUGACCCACAUCGCCAGCAGCAGAGUCUUCCAGUCCCAUGAGUGCCGGGAACUGGUGCUCCAGGCAGCCCUGCCCAUCCUGCGGGAGCUGAUCCAGGCAGGCGAGGAGGAGGACGCCUGCAUUGAGCUGCUCAGCAGCAUCCUGGAGGUGCUGUACCAGGCCCAGAAGAGCGCGGAGGAGCUGCGAGCACGGGACAAGGACUGUGGGGACCUGGAGCUGGUGCAGGUGAAGAAGCACAUCCAGGUGAUCCUGGAGCGGCUGCUGCGCACAGUCAGCCGCAGAGUGAUCGUCCUGGACCGGGAGAACCCGCUGAGGAGCCACUACGUGGCCUGCAUGGCUGCCAUCCUGAGCCAGAUGGACAAGGACCACUACAGUGCCUACAUCCAGGCGUUCCCCUCCAGGCCUGAGCUGAUGGACUUCCUCAUGGAGACCUUCAUCCUCUUCAAGGACCUGAUUGGGAAGACAGUGUAUCCCUGCGACUGGGUAGUGAUGAACAUGGUGCAGAACCGGGAGUUCCUGCGCACCAUCAACCAGUUUGCCACAACCUUGACCAAGAUGUUCCUGAGCAACAGCAGCUUCGAGCUGCAGCUUUGGAACAACUAUUUCCACCUGGCCGUGGCCUUCCUCACCCAGGAGUCCCUGCAGCUGGAGAACUUCUCCCUGGCCAAGCGCAAUAGCAUCCUGGCCAAGUAUGGGGACAUGAGAGCCACGAUUGGAGCGUCCAUCCGGGACAUGUGGCACAGCCUUGGCCAUCGCAAGAUCGAGUUCAUUCCUGGCAUGGUGGGCCCUAUCCUGGAGAUGACACUGGUGCCAGAGCUGGAACUGCGCAGGUCCACCAUCCCCAUCUUCUUUGACAUGAUGCUCUGCGAGCAUCAGCUGACUGGGAGCUUCAGCCAGUUUGAGGACGAGAUUCUGCGCAGGCUGGACAGUGAGGUGGAGGGCGGCCGUGGGGAUGAGCAGUACAAGCAGCUUUUCAGGAGCAUCCUGCUGAGCUGCUGCCAGAGACAUCCUGAGAUGACCAAGCCUGGGACGGACUUCGUGGAGCUGGUGACUGCGCUCCUGGAGCGGCUCCUGGACUACCGGGCUGUCAUGAAUGAUGAGAACAAGACCUACAGCAUGAGCUGCACCGUCAACCUCCUGAACUUCUACAAGGAGAUCAACCGCCAGGCCAUGUACAUCAGGUACCUGUACAAGCUGAAGGACCUGCACAUCAGCUAUGAGAACUACACUGAGGGAGCCUACACGCUGCUGCUGCACGCCCGGCUGCUCACGUGGUCAGAGGAGCCCAAUACGGCCCCCGUGCCAGGCCUGCACAGCUGCGACCUGCACACCCAGCGCCAGCUCAAGGAGGCUCUGUACAACCAGAUCAUCGAAUACUUUGACCAGGGCAAGACAGUGUAUCCCUGCGACUGGGUAGUGAUGAACAUGGUGCAGAACCGGGAGUUCCUGCGCACCAUCAACCAGUUUGCCACAACCUUGACCAAGAUGUUCCUGAGCAACAGCAGCUUCGAGCUGCAGCUUUGGAACAACUAUUUCCACCUGGCCGUGGCCUUCCUCACCCAGGAGUCCCUGCAGCUGGAGAACUUCUCCCUGGCCAAGCGCAAUAGCAUCCUGGCCAAGUAUGGGGACAUGAGAGCCACGAUUGGAGCGUCCAUCCGGGACAUGUGGCACAGCCUUGGCCAUCGCAAGAUCGAGUUCAUUCCUGGCAUGGUGGGCCCUAUCCUGGAGAUGACACUGGUGCCAGAGCUGGAACUGCGCAGGUCCACCAUCCCCAUCUUCUUUGACAUGAUGCUCUGCGAGCAUCAGCUGACUGGGAGCUUCAGCCAGUUUGAGGACGAGAUUCUGCGCAGGCUGGACAGUGAGGUGGAGGGCGGCCGUGGGGAUGAGCAGUACAAGCAGCUUUUCAGGAGCAUCCUGCUGAGCUGCUGCCAGAGACAUCCUGAGAUGACCAAGCCUGGGACGGACUUCGUGGAGCUGGUGACUGCGCUCCUGGAGCGGCUCCUGGACUACCGGGCUGUCAUGAAUGAUGAGAACAAGACCUACAGCAUGAGCUGCACCGUCAACCUCCUGAACUUCUACAAGGAGAUCAACCGCCAGGCCAUGUACAUCAGGUACCUGUACAAGCUGAAGGACCUGCACAUCAGCUAUGAGAACUACACGGAGGGAGCCUACACGCUGCUGCUGCACGCCCGGCUGCUCACGUGGUCAGAGGAGCCCAAUACGGCCCCCGUGCCAGGCCUGCACAGCUGCGACCUGCACACCCAGCGCCAGCUCAAGGAGGCUCUGUACAACCAGAUCAUUGAAUACUUUGACCAGGGCAAGAACAUGUGGAUCGAGCGGACAACCUUUGUGACAGCCUAUCCCCUGCCUGGCAUCCUGCGCUGGUUCGCUGUGACUGCCACCACCACGACCGUCAUUUCCCCCCUGGAAAAUGCCAUUGAGACAAUGAUGAGAACCAAUGAGAAAAUCAUGAGUGAGAUCAACCGGCACCAGAACGACCCCAGCCUGCCCAUCAACCCACUCUCCAUGCUGCUCAAUGGCAUCGUGGACCCCGCUGUCAUGGGUGGCUUCGCCAAGUACGAGGCGGCCUUUUUCCAGGAGUCCUACCUGAAAAAGCACCCCGGGGAUGCAGGGAACAUCGAGAAGCUGAAGGAUCUGAUCGCCUGGCAGACCCCGCUGCUGGCAGAGGGGAUCCGGAUCCACGGGCAGAAGGUGACAGAGGACCUGCGGCCCUUCCACGAGCGCAUGGAGCAGUGCUUCGAGCAGCUGCGGGCCAAGGUGGAAAGCCAGUACGGCGUGCGGGAGAUGGUCUUCUUUGAGGACCGGCGGAGCGGACGACCCCGGUCCAUGGCCUGGGGACCCGACUGCGACUUGCUGAGCCAUGCUGGAGCCAGCACAGAGGCACCUUUGACCCCAAAGCCCGCUCCCCGCCCCUCCGAGAGUGAGGACUGCAGGACCGAGCACCGGGAGAACCGCUCCAGCUCCCUCUUUGGGUCCCGGCGGCAGGACGUGCGCCAGUCCAUCUCGGAGCUGCCAGAGCCCAAGGAUGAGAAGUGGAGACUGUCCCGCAACAUGAGUGAGAGCAGCCUGGGCAGCUAUGACAGCAAACAGCCCCCGUCGAGCCGAGCUGCUGCUGGUGCUCAGCCCAGUGCUGCAGGGCUGUCUCUGCCUCCCACCGGUUUCGGUGGCCGCCUGAAAAGUGCCAGCAAGGUCCCACCGCUGCCCCGCAGGAUCAGCCCUGCAGUGUAUGAGACGUUCCUGGAGCAGAGUGACGCCACAGCUGGAGGGAAGGCCUUCACACCCCUGACAGCGGAUGGGAACAGAGGCCUCAAGUCACCGCCGCUGCCACUCCCCAAGUCCAAGCGAAUGUCACAGCUCUGACCCAGUGCCACCCCUGCCCAUGAUGCUCCUGUGCCCAGCUGGCUGCUAGACCCACGGCCCUGCUUGACCCUCACCUGCUGAACCACCCUUGCAGCACUGACACCCAGAGCAUCCUGUGCAGCCAUGGGAUCCCUGUGUACCCAAUGCCCAGGGUGGCACCGGGCACUGCCACCCUGUCUCCUGCCAACUCUGGCUAUUGCCCUCCAGGUGCCCCCUGGGAUAGGGACCCACCUGCCUCCAGACGCUUCCCUGCCCCAGUGUUCUUACCAGCCCUCACCUUACUGCUCAGAUGCAGCAGUUCUGCUCCAGCCCAUGUCAGAACUCUGCCACCAGAGCUGUGCUGAGGCCCACCCAAGCAGCCCCCCCAGCCAUCUGGCCACUGUGCCCAUAAGGCCACUGUGCCCUCCCUCCACCUGAACUGUCCCUGCACUGCACCACAGGCAGGGAACCAACCAACUUCCCAGCAGCAUUUGUGAGCAAUUCCCUCCCCUCCUGUUCUCCACUCCAGAGGCAGCUCCCGUCCCUCAUCUGUCCACCCUAUCCUGCAGCACUGGGACACGCUCCUGGCCCAGAUACGGUGACUGCACAGGAGCCAGCACAGCUGGGUGUGCCUGUGGGCCUAGGCAACCUCGUGCUGUGCAGUUCCACCUCUCCUGGCAACACGUGGCACCUGCAUCAGGCAGGUUCUGCUGCCCCGACCAGCCUCUGCCACAGCUCAACCCCUGCCACACCAGCCCAGACCCACAGCUAAUA
Empidonax traillii (willow flycatcher) is the source of this 6720-nucleotide messenger RNA. RefSeq names its product dedicator of cytokinesis protein 2-like. Gene Ontology annotation, biological process: cell migration; small GTPase-mediated signal transduction. Gene Ontology annotation, cellular component: cytoplasm; plasma membrane. Bases 61 to 5967 code for a protein of 1968 amino acids. The record is from RefSeq and is a predicted model, not a curated record. Lineage: Eukaryota; Metazoa; Chordata; Aves; Passeriformes; Tyrannidae. Gene Ontology annotation, molecular function: guanyl-nucleotide exchange factor activity; small GTPase binding. The transcript has 58 exons.